Messenger RNA from Cicer arietinum (chickpea), 2790 nucleotides. RefSeq names its product protein NUCLEOLAR FACTOR 1. Gene Ontology annotation, biological process: maturation of SSU-rRNA from tricistronic rRNA transcript (SSU-rRNA, 5.8S rRNA, LSU-rRNA). Gene Ontology annotation, molecular function: rRNA binding; U3 snoRNA binding. Gene Ontology annotation, cellular component: nucleolus; small-subunit processome. The record is from RefSeq and is a predicted model, not a curated record. NCBI's taxonomy places the organism in Eukaryota, Viridiplantae, Streptophyta, Magnoliopsida, Fabales, Fabaceae.
AUCCUAAAAUUUGUUUCUUUCUCCUCUUCCCCUCUCUCCCUCUUGACUGCUCGCUGCUGCUGCUCACUCACACACAAUUCUAACCCUACUUUGUCUCGUUCUCUUUCACUCGCAACACAAUCUCACGGCGGGCGGCACCGGCGACUACUACUUUCUCAACUCUCUAAUUUCUUGUUCCAACAGUACUGGCAAGGCGGUGCUGGAAUCCUACGUCGUGAGCUUGCUACCGGAAAACACCAACAGUGAGAAAAUCAUCCAAACGGAACCCUAACAUUAUGAAGAAGGCUCGACAUGCUCCUCCUACUUCUUCUUUUAACCUGAAAAGGAAAAGGAAAGAAGGUAAAGAUAACAAAAAAAAGAAAGAAGGAAGAAGGGAGGAGAAAGAGACAAAGGUUGACUUUAUUAAAUCUAAAAGCUUGCUAGAGGAUGACCAUGAUGACCUAGAAGGGUUUGACGAUGAUUCUCCUAGAAGCAAUGUUGUUGAAAGCUUGCAGCAAGAUCUCGAUGACAGUGAUUCUGGAUUAAUAGAAGGUUCCGAGACUGAAGAGGAUGCUGAGUUUUCUCAUUCAGAUGAAGAGGAUAUUAGGACAAAUGGCAGAGCAACAUCGGAGGAUUCAGUGCAUUUGAGCUCUUUUGAUUUACAUUUGCAACAUAAUUUAUCAAAAGAAGAAAUCGACAACCUAAAGAAUUUGAAGUUCAGCUGGGGUGUACCAGUUAUAGGUGUCCCAAAAUGCAAAUGGAUAGGAACUGGCGAAAAUAUCUUGGAGGAUUUGAAUAUCAACUCCUGUGCUGGUCUGAAGGAAAAGUUAUAUGAGCAUUGGAUGGAUGUCUCCAAAACAUCUGGAGGCAAGGAUAUUAAUUCACCUAAACAGCAGAUGUUUUUUUCGCUUUGCAACAGUUACCGGGAUAUACUUCACUGUAACAAGAGACCAUUUUAUCUCAAAGGCCUUGAAGACACAAGCAAUAUGGAUUCUUACAUAAUGCAUUCACUCAAUCAUAUAUUCAGAACUAGAGACUGUGUGAAAAAGAACGAUGCCAAACUGACUAGGCUUGAAGAGGGUGCUGAUACCGAUAGAUUCCGAGAUCAAGGUUUUACUCGUCCUAAGGUUUUAAUUUUGUUGCCGUUGGCAAGUAUUGUGUAUCGUGUUGUAAAGAGGCUUAUACAUCUUACACCUUCAGCUUACAAGGUCAAUGUUGAGCAUAUGGAUCGUUUUUCCACUAAAUUUGGAGGUGAGGAACAUCAAGACAACAAGGAAAAUGGUCAGGAGUUUGAAAAUGCAGACCCUCAGAAGUCAUCCAAACCAAAUGACUUUCAAUUACUUUUUGGAGGCAAUAAUGAAGACGACUUUAUGAUCGGCAUCAAAUUUACUAGGAAGACAAUCAAGUUAUUCAGUGAUUUCCAUACCUCAGACAUUAUUAUUGCUUCAUCACUUUGUUUGGUUAAUAAAAUUGAAGAGGCAGGGAGAAAUAAGGAAAAAGAUGUAGAUUUUCUUUCCUCCAUAGAGGUUUUGAUUAUUGAUCAUGCUGAUGUAAUAGCAAUGCAGAAUUGGUCUCAUGUGCAUACUGUUAUUGAACACCUGAACCGCUUACCAUCUACACAGCCCAGAACAGAUGUUAUGCGCAUUAGGCCAUGGUAUCUCGAUGAUCAUGCAAAAUUUUACAGACAAACAAUAAUUCUGGGUUUUUAUUCCAAUCCAGAGAUAAACGCAUCAUUCAAUCAUCAGUGUUCUAAUUAUGAGGGGAAGGUGAAGCUGAUGUGUGAAUAUAAAGGUGUUCUACACAAGGUGCUCCCUGAAAUUCGUCAGAUUUAUGAACGGUUUAAUAUAGACUCAAUUGUAGAUGCUGAUGAUGCCCGUUUUGAUUAUUUUGUUAAAAAGGUUUUCCCAAGAAUAAAAGAUUCUGAUCAGGGAGGGAUUAUGCUAUUUACCAGUUCUUACUUCGAAUUUAUUCGAAUCCGAAACUUUUUAAAGUCACAAAGUGCCUCCUUUUGCCUGCUUGGAGAGUAUACAAGCCAACGUGAUAUUUCUCGUGCACGUCUUUGGUUCUAUGAAGGGAAAAGAAAAAUUAUGCUUUACACAGAGAGGUCUCAUUUUUACCACAGAUAUAAGAUUCGAGGUGUUCAGAAUUUGAUCAUUUAUUCGCUCCCAGAGAGGAAGGAGAUUUACCCUGAGAUUGUAAAUGUGCUUGAUGGGUCUGACAACAUGGCAUGCACCGUCCUUUUUUCGUGCCUCGACAAGUUUCGGCUGGAAAGAGUUGUUGGAACUACUCCGGCACAAAGGAUGUUAGCUGCAGAGAACCGUGUUUUUGUUUUUUCCGAUUAGAGUUCGGCUGUACUCCAAGGCUGUAACAAUGCUAAGUAACCUGAGUGUGUGUCGUGGUUUUAUGUCUUUGAAACCAAGAGGCUCUUGAAAUUGGUUUCGACGGGAGGAUGAAGUCAAUUUGGUUUUUUUUGAGGAUGCUUGAAUGAAGAAUGAAAUGGUACUGACUCUUGCUGAACAAAAAUCAUGGAGGAUAACUUUUCCCUUGGGAGUUUUUUUUUCUUAUCCCCCUUGGUUUAUUCAGUUUUAUGUAACAAUAGAAUUGUGAAAGGGACAAUAAUUUAGAAUUGGCAGGGUAAACUCUGAGAAUAAUACAUUGGGAGUUCAAUACACAAGCGGGGGUGUUAGAUUAGAUGACAGAAUAGCUUGGUAUAAAAUAUUUAUUUCUACAGAAAAAAAAUAUUUAUUUCUAGAAAUUUAUUAUUAUUGUAAUGAAUGAAAUGAAUUAUUGGUCUGUAUUUUUAUUGAUUUA